AUGCACAAACGGCAGCUUGUCUCUGGUCUUCCCAGGGUUCUCCCUCCCCUCCCACCCUCGCCUGCUCCUCCCUGUCUUCCCUGUGUCGAGGGGCGGCAGCGCGCCGCUCCUCACUCCUCCUCCUUUCCCCCGAUGACUGCUCCCUUGCAGACGCUCCACAUGGACGUAUGGGGCCCAGCCCGCGUCCGUGGUCAGGGUCAGGAGAGGUACUUCCUGAUAGUUGUUGACGACUACUCGCGCUACACCACGGUCUUCCCCUUGCGCACCAAGGGUGAGGUCCCUGAUGUUUUGAUCCCUUGGAUCCGCAGAGCUCGUCUCCAGCUCAGCGAGCGUUUCCACUCGGACUUUCCUGUCCUGCGCUUGCACUCUGACAGAGGUGGUGAGUUCUCCUCCGACCUCUUGGCAGCCUACUGUGCUGAGCACGGCAUUGAGCAGUCGUUCACGCUUCCGGCCUCUCCACAGCAGAAUGGGGUUGCUGAGCGCCGCAUUGGCUUGGUCAUGGAGAUCGCUCGUACCUCCCUGAUCCAUGCGGCUGCUCCCCACUUUCUGUGGCCGUUUGCAGUCCGAUACGCUGCGCAUCAGCUCAACCUCUGGCCCCGUGUCUCCUUGCCGGAGACUUCCCCGACUCUGCGGUGGACGGGAGAGGUUGGCGAUGCGUCGCGUUUUCGGGUCUGGGGAUCCCGAGCUUUUGUUCGCGACACGUCCGCGGACAAGCUCUCCCGUCGCGCUGUCCCCUGUGUCUUCCUUGGCUUUGUCCCGGACGCGCCUGGCUGGCAGUUUUACCACGUCACCUCGCGCCGGGUUCUGCCUUCUCAGGACGUCACUUUUGACGAGUCCGUCCCCUUCUACCGCCUCUUCCCCUACCGCACUGCCCCGCUCCCCCCCCCCGCCUCUCUUCCUCGCACCAGGUGCUGCUGUGGUAGACCCCCUCCCCCCUCAGGGUGCCGCUCCCUCAGAGGUCCUGAGCCUGAGCGUGAGGAGCCUGAGGGUGCUGAGCCUGUGGGUGCGGAGCCUGGGGGUGCUGAGUCUGGGGGUGCUGAGCCUGGGGGUGUUGAGCCUGGGGGUGCUGAGCCUGGGGGUGCUGAGCCUGGGGGUGCUGAGCCUGGGAGUACUGAGUCUGGGGGUGCUGAGUCUGGAGGUGCUGAGCCUGAGCGUGCUACACCUGGAGGAGCUCUCUCCUCCCAGCAGCUGCAGGAGAGGUACCUACAGUACUGCCGCCUCCGGAGAGGUCCUGCUGGAGCUGGUAGCGGUGCUUCCCCUCCUGCCCGGGAGCUCCCCCCCCUCCAGCAGAUUCAAGAGUGGUACACGAGGCGCUGCAGUCUUAGGAGUGGUGCUCCUGGUGCUGCGGACCCGGACGUUGGAGCUGCUGCUGGUACUGAGGACCCGAGAGGUGGCGCUGCUGCUGGUGCUGAGGACCCGGGCGGUGGAGCUGCUGCUGGUGCUGAGGACCCGGGCGGUGGAGCUGCUGCUGGUGCUGAGGACCCGGCCGGUGGAGCUGCUGCUGGUGCUGUGGACCCGGACGGUGGAGCUGCUGCUGGUACUGAGGACCCGGGCGGUGGAGCUGCUGCUGGUGCUGAGGACUCGGGCGGUGGAGCUGCUGCUGGUGCUGAGGACCCGGGCGGUGGAGCUGCUGCUGGUGCUGUGGACCCGGACGGUGGAGCUGCUACUGGUACUGAGGACCCGGGCGGUGGAGCUGCUGCUGGUGCUGAGGACUCGGGCGGUGGAGCUGCUGCUGGUGCUGAGGACCCUGGCGCUGCUGUCCCUGCUGGUUCUCGAGACGCUGCGCGGCCGCGACCGUACUUUGUACCGCUCCUUCAGCAGGUUCUUGGUCAGGCUCCUCCUCCUUGUCCUCCUCCCUCCGUAGAGUGUCCUCCGCCUGUCCAGUCGCAGUCACAGUUCCCGCCUGCCUCGCCUCUUCUUGGUCCCUCUCCUUACACUGGUCCCACAGGAGGCCUUACAGAGCGUCGUCAGCCUGAGUCUCGUCCAGCGUCGCCUGUUUGUACUGCUUGUCCUGGUUGUCAUGUCCCGCGUGAGCGUCCUCCUCCUGUCCCUGGCACUCACUACAUGACUCUGCGUCCCUCCACUGCUCCUCAGCGUGUCCCCCUACCGUCUCCUCCUGCGUCCUCUCUACCUACUCUUCCUGACCCGGAGUCUGACUCCCGUCGUGCUGCCAGUCCCACUGUCACGCGUCUCCUCGCCACCGUUGUCACUGACCCUACCUUUGAGUCCGCCGCUGCGUCUGCUCUGGUCGCUGAGUUGGUUGACUUUGCUGCUCGGUGUCGCCUAGACUACGCUGCUAGCCUUGUUGCUGAGUCUGAGUCUGCGUCUGUCUGUCCUCCGUCCGUCGGGGGUGAGUGUGCUCUUGGCACGGACGUCCUUGAGGACAGACAGGAGGAGUUCCAGUGCUUUGCUGCUGCUUUGCCCCAUCUCGUGUCCAUGCUAGUUGCCCCUGAGGGAGACCCGGAUGCACCAGACAUCCCGACCCCGCGCUCUUACGCUGAGGCGAUGGCGGGUCCCUACUCCUCUCAGUGGCAGACAGCCAUGGACGCAGAGAUGGCUUCCUGGAAGUCCACACGCACCUACAUCGACGAGGUUCCCCCACCUGGGGCGAACAUCGUCAGUGGCAUGUGGAUUUUCAGGGUGAAGCGGCCACCGGGUUCUCCUCCUGUCUUCAAGGCGCGCUACGUUGCUCGAGGCUUCAGUCAGCGAGAGGGAGUAGACUUCUUUCAUACCUUCUCCCCCACCCCGAAGAUGACGACUCUUCGGGUGCUGCUGCACAUAGCCGCUCAGCACGACUACGAGCUUCACUCACUUGACUUCAGCACUGCUUUCUUGCAGGGCAGCCUACACGAGGAGAUCUGGCUGCGCCGCCCUCCUGGCUUCACUGGGUCGUUUCCUCCUGGUACCCAGUGGAGGCUUCAGCGGCCAGUCUACGGUCUCCGGCAGGCUCCACGUGAGUGGCACGACACACUGAGGACUACACUUGCGGCUCUUGGGUUCGCGCCUUCUACUGCUGACCCGUCGCUGUUUCUGCGCACCGACACUUCGCUGUCGCCGUUCUACAUCCUAGUGUACGUCGACGACCUGGUCUUUGCCACUGUUGACAUUGCGGGACUCGCCUACGUGAAGUCGGAGCUGCAGAGGAGACACACGUGCACAGACCUGGGUGAGCUGACAAGCUAUCUUGGCUUGCGGAUCACCCGGGACAGAGCACGGCGCACCAUCACCCUGACUCAGUCACACAUGGUGCAGCAGGUUCUCCAGCGCUUCCGCUUCACGUACUCCUCGCCUCAGUCCACUCCUCUGCCUACCGGUCACUCGCUCUCAGCUCUGCCUUCGGAUGAGUCCGUAGAGCCGAGUGGCCCGUAUCCAGAGCUUGUGGGCUGCCUCAUGUACCUGAUGACCUGCACUCGACCUGACCUUGCAUACCCUCUUAGCAUCCUUGCACGCUAUGUCGCUCCUGGCCGUCACAGGAAGGAGCACAUGGAUGCUGCUAAGAGGGUGUUGCGCUAUUUGUGCAGUACGUCGGGCAUGGGGCUAGUGCUUGGAGGGCGAGACCGAGUUGUGCUCACUGGACACUCAGACGCUUCUUGGGCGGACGACCAGGCUACUCAGCGGUCGUCUCAAGGUUACACUUUCAGCCUUGGCUCUGGCUCUGUCUCUUGGCGCUCUACGCGUUCUUCUUCUGUUCUCAGCUCCAGUUGUGAGGCUGAGAUCUACGCCACAGCCAUGGCGGCCCAGGAGCUACGCUGGCUGACCUACCUGCUGACCGACCUGGGAGAGCGACCUCGUUCUCCUCCAGUGCUGUACGUCGACAACAAGGCUGCCAUUGCCUUGUGUGAGGAGCACAGACUCGAGCACAGAACGAAGCACAUCGCCCUGCGGUACUUCCUUGCUCGAGAGCUGCAGCAGCGCGGCCAGCUUCGUCUUCGUUACGUGGCCACUGAGGCCAACACUGCUGAUGUGUUCACCAAGGCGCUUCAGCCUUGUGACCAUCAGCACCAAGGGUCCGAAGACCCGAGACAGGAGGAGGAGACGGCAGCAGCUGCUGCUGCUGCUGCUGCUGCUGCUGCUGCUGCUGCGGCUGCUGUGGCUGCUGCUGCUCCAGCGGCUGCUGCCUCUGCUGCUGCUCCUGCUGCUGCUCCUGCUGCUGUCGCUCCUGCUCCUCGAGCCGCUGCAACUCUCUCUCCUCUCUCUCCAACUCCAGCUGCUCCUCACGAGCACGGCGAACACGAGCCUGGAACCUGGUCGGGUAGGGGUGGGGGGAAGGAGUAG
Molecule: messenger RNA, 4275 nt
Organism: Closterium sp. Yama58-4
Lineage: Eukaryota; Viridiplantae; Streptophyta; Zygnematophyceae; Desmidiales; Closteriaceae
Source: the annotation of a GenBank genome assembly